UUAUUUAAAUUAUUUCAUUUAUCAAUUUGAUUUCGAUAUAGGUUUGACAAAUGAAAGUAUUUAUCACUAUUCUCUUAAUAAUGAACAAACAUUUGGUCAUCAAUCUCUUAUAUUUGGUUUACGAGAAUUAAAUUCAACAGAAAUGAAUGAUGUAUGUUCAAAUUCUUCCAUCACUUAUCUUCCAAUAACAAAUGAAAGAUUUAAUUUUACAUCAAAUUAUCAAUUAAGAAUCUAUACAUCAGGUUGUUAUUAUCUCGAUAAUAAUAGUCAAUGGAAAUCAGAUGGAUUAAUAGCUGGUCCUUUGACAAAUCAUAAUCAAACUCAAUGUUUUUCCACACAUUUAACAAGUUUUGCUGGUGGUUUUGUUGUUUUACCUGAACCAAUUAAUUGGAAUUAUGUUUUUGCCAAUGCGGAUUUUAAUCGAAACAUAAUUAUUUAUUUAACAGUGAUUUCUGUAUCUUUAUUAUACAUCAUAUUGACAAUUUAUGCACGUUAUAAAGAUAAAAAAGAUCUUGAAAAAUUAGGAGUUACACCAUUACCUGAUAAUCAUCAAUCAGAUGAAUAUAUUUAUGAAAUUAUUGUUUUUACUGGUCAAAGAAAAGAUGCUGGAACAAAUUCAAAUGUUCAUUUCGUCAUAUAUGGUGAAGAACAUGAGACACAUGUUCGUACAUUAGCGGAUCCACAUCGAAAGAUUUUACAACGUGGUGGUAUUGAUGCAUUUAUAAUGAGUGUUCCAAAAACUUUGGGAUUAUUAAAUUGUAUUCGUAUAUGGCAUGAUAAUACAGGCGAAGGUUUGUCAUCAUCAUGGUUUCUUAAAUAUAUAAUUAUUCGGGAUUUACAAACAAUGGAAAAAUUUCAUUUUAUUUCUCAACGAUGGUUUGCCGUGGAAAAAGAUGAUGGAAAAGUAAUUUGA
Molecule: messenger RNA, 913 nt
Organism: Adineta steineri
Lineage: Eukaryota; Metazoa; Rotifera; Eurotatoria; Adinetida; Adinetidae
Source: the annotation of a GenBank genome assembly